CUUGUCAUUAACAAAAAGCAGCAGAGUGGGAGGUUGUGGAGCUCGUCUCAUCCUUGUGCAUGCUGUGUUGGACCCAGUGAUGAGAGGGUCCCAACAACAGUGAGACCCACGACACUUGUGUUUUUUCUCUCCCCUCCACUUCAAUCUCUGAGUUACACACACACUGCUCUAUCUUUUGGAUUAUUGUUUUUCUUUGAUGCUGAAGUCGCCUGUGCAGGAUUGAAAGAAGAAUCUGUAAGGAGGAUUAACUUUGCAACUUUUUUCUCUUUUUUCCAAAAUUUUUCUCCAUUGAAGUUGGUUUUAUUCAUCAGCUCAUCUGUAUGAGAUUUUCUUCAGCUGGAAUAAUGCCUUCGUGCCGGAGUAGAGGCUCCUGGUUUCCAGUGGUAUUUGGUGCUGCACUGGUUGUUCUCACUGCUGGUAAUGCUGGACCAAACCAGGACACGCGGCAGGCUGGGUCGUCCUCCUGCUUUGGAGGCUUUGAUCUUUACUUUGUUUUGGACAAAUCUGGGAGUGUGCAGAAUCACUGGGCCGAAAUCUACCACUUUGUUGAACAUCUAGCUCAUAAAUUUAUAAGUCCACAGUUGCGGAUGUCCUUCAUUGUGUUUUCCACUGAGGGAAGGAUCUUAAUGAGCCUGACAGAAGACAGGGAACACAUUCGCAAAGGCCUGGAGGAGCUCCAGGGGGUUCGUCCUGGAGGAGACACCUUCAUGCAUGAGGGCAUCCUAAGGGCCAGUGAGCAGAUAUACUAUGGGAACACUGAAGGUUAUCGCACUGCCAGUGUUAUCAUAGCUCUGACAGAUGGAGAGCUGCAUGAGGAUCUUUUCUACUAUGCUGAGAGAGAGGCCAACCGCUCCAGAAGUCUGGGUGCCUCAGUUUACUGCGUUGGGGUGAAGGACUUCAAUGAGACACAGUUGGCAAAGAUUGCUGAUAGUAAGGACCAUGUCUUCCCUGUAAAUGAUGGAUUUGAGGCCUUGCAGGGGGUCAUCGACUCGAUCCUGAAAAAGUCCUGUAUUGAGAUCCUGGCAGCAGAACCCUCGAGCAUCUGUGCAGGAGAGUCCUUCCAAGUGGUGGUAAGAGGAAACGGAUUCCUCCACGCCCGCAAUGUCGAAAAGGUCCUGUGCAGCUUCCGCAUCAAUGACACCCUUACUAAGAUGGUGAAGCCUUUGAUUGUGGAAGAUACAUAUCUUCUCUGCCCUGCACCAGUACUUCAAGAUGAGGGCAUGGCAGCAAACCUUUAUGUCAGUAUGAAUGAAGGUCUCAGUUUCAUCUCCAGUUCGGUCACCAUUACCACUGUGGGCUGUUCUGAUGGGACCAUCCUGGCCAUAGCUCUUCUCAUCCUGAUGCUGCUCCUGGUCUUGGCUCUCCUCUGGUGGUUCUGGCCUCUCUGCUGCACUGUGAUCAUCCACGAACCCCCACCACCAGCUGUGGAGGAGAGUUCGGAUGAUGAAGACUUUGAAGCCCCUAAGAAGAAAUGGCCGACUGUGGAUGCCUCCUACUAUGGAGGAAGAGGAGUUGGGGGAAUCAAAAGGAUGGAGGUUCGCUGGGGUGAGAAAGGAUCCACCGAAGAAGGAGCAAAGCUGGAAAAGGCCAAAAAUGCCAAAGUGAAGAUGCCUGAGCAGGAGUAUGUGCCGCCCCCCACGCGGGUUCUCAACAACGGCAUGCACAGACCUCCGGGGCCACGCAAGUGGUACUCACCCAUCAAGAGCAAACUGGAUGCAUUGUGGGUACUUUUAAGAAAAGGCUACGACCGUGUGUCUGUAAUGAGACCUCAUCCAGGUGACAAGGGCAGAUGCAUGAACUUCACCCGUACAAAGUCUCCCCCUCCUCACUACCCACACUACAACCACCACCACCCAUCUCCCAUCUACAACCCUCCCAGCAGGAGUCCUCCUCCGCCGCAGGGCACCCUCCCACCGACCCCCAGCAGCCGACCUCCAUCAUCUCCAUCGUUCUCCUUCUCCACCCUUCCACCGCUGCCUCCGACACCUCCUCCCACCUCCACUACUCCCUCUCCUUCCAUCACACCUCCCCCUUACACGCCACCUCCCAACCGGGCUCUACCACCGACCACCCUGCACAUACCUGCCCCACCAGCGCUACCACCGACCCCUCCACCCUCCACCUCCCCGAACAGUUCCCUGCCUCCUCCUCCUCCUCUGGGACCUCCUCCGGUACGAGCACCUCCACCUGCCCGUGCACCGCCUCGCCCCGGCCUGUAGAGCUCUGGCAGCAUACAGGAGAGAGUUUUAACAGGAUUUAAAAAGGCAACUCAUAGUCCCACCGGCAAUCAGCACGACCAUCCUUGAUUGUACCUGCAAGCGAGGGCAUGAGUGCCCCGUGCCACGCUCAUUGGACUGUGGCCUUUCUGCCUUGUGAAGUGGAGCAGUGAUGCCUUGUUUUCAGCUAUUUGUCUACAGUGACUUUUGUACACAUUUAGCCUGACAGUGCAGUUGCUCUGAUGCUUGAAUUCCACAGACAUUCCCUACAAAUGAGGUCAUGCAGGCCGGCUCAAAAACAUUUGCCUCCGUGGUCCUCAGAGAUGCUUCUGGCCCUGUUGUCCCAUCCAUGAGCACACAGAUUGGAUGAAUCUUGACAAACCCGAUAAACAGCUUGUAAUAAUGCCUCUGUCUGGACAACAAGAAGCACAGUCUUGUUCAAAAUAAUCAUGACAUUAAAGUAUGUGCCUGUGUAACAUUCUUAUCUUUCCUGAUACGAGUUGUUCCACAUGCAGCAGAUUUGGAAGAAUCUGAAAAUCCUUGUUUUUGUACUCUUGAAUGUUGAGCAAUUGCAUGCAAUAGUGUUUGAGUCAGCAGUUUUGUUGUUUUUAUAACAUUUCUACCUUGUUUUAUACAACAUAAAUACAUUUUUAUUUGUACUUUUAUUGUGGAGUAGACAACAGUUUCUGAGAUUUUUAAGGUUAGAAAAGCAUUGCUGAUAAACACAUGUACAGUAAGCUUAUUGAAACAGCAAUGCAACUUAUGUGAACCUGUUUAUGCAAUGUUUGACUUCCAUGCCAUUUAAACCAGACUAAUGUGAGUCAUAGCUGGCCUAUCAUGCACAUCAGAGUUAACAAUAAAUCAGGAUUUAGACACUAAAUUAACCCUAUUAUUAUAACCGACCUGACCAAGAUGACUGUAAUCACUGCUAUAGCUGCAUUGCGCUCUGUCUAUCAAUAUGUUGACAAACAUAUGUCAGAGUCAGGGAAACGCAAUAUGUGUAAAUAAUCAUUUUGAUAUAACCACGUGUGUUCUGUGUGAGUGUGUGUGUGUGUGUGUGUGUCUGAAAGAUUGAGAGAGACUACUAUGUAUUCAGACAGCCAGUCUCACAGUAGACUGACCUGAGUCAGUAUGCCAGUUUGAUCAACUUAAACAAAAAUAAUCAGGUUGUUUUACACAUGAUGCUUUCAAUUCCUCAAAGCACAGAACAUGAUAAAAGCAUGGGUCAUUUUACGUUUGGUGUAGGUUAAAUAAAAGAUUAAUAUGAAACUGUAGUUAGAGGAGUCUCAGCAGAAUGCAGUGUAGAUUGCGAGCUCAUCUUUAGAAAUCAGAAAGGGUCUCUCAAAGAGUUUUACAUAAAUGUCAUGGCAGAACUGAUGAGACAGUAUGUAAUUUUCCAACAAUACACCAUGUAGACACCUAUAGUUUCAUUGAAAAUGAAAGUAAACAAUUUAAGUAUUCAACUGGA
Molecule: messenger RNA, 3684 nt
Organism: Micropterus dolomieu (smallmouth bass)
Lineage: Eukaryota; Metazoa; Chordata; Actinopteri; Centrarchiformes; Centrarchidae
Product: anthrax toxin receptor 1-like
Exons: 18
Coding region: 321-2219 (632 amino acids)
Cellular component (GO): membrane
Molecular function (GO): signaling receptor activity
Source: RefSeq, a predicted model, not a curated record